AUGGCAACUCUAAUCCACUCACCACAAGGAACCGCGUCAGAUUUGGCCCAGGUGGAUCCAAGUGUUGGCACUGAAUUUCAAACUGUCGCCAACGAUGUGUUCGCCUCCAACCCGCGGGUUGCGGAGAAGGAGAAGAGACGCUGGGAGGAAGAGAAGGGCUUCGGCACACUCUUCGACACCAGCCGCUCCAGCCCUUCGACGCCCUUGAGAGAAAGCAGUAAGACACAGGAAUACCGCCAUGGAUUCAAGCGGGUCCCUCAACGAGGAUGGUCAGACGAGGAGGCCGGUCAAGAUCAGCCUCUGCUCCGACCUGUAUUGGCGAGCGAGCUGCCGCGAGAAGACUUUCAUGCGAAUCGAUGGAGGUGCAUCGUCCACCCAGAGCGUGCAGUUGAGACGCUGGGACCCGUUGCUCAUCUUGAGCUUUCAAUCUUCAGUGCCAAGGACUUGGCAGAAGAAGACAUCUCCCUGACUUUGCAGCCUACAUGCAAUCCCUAUGCCAAGGUCUAUCUCGACGAUAGGCUAGUCUGCCGUUCCAAGUGCCAGCAGCGAACGACAUCUCCAGAUUGGCGUUUUCACCGGUCGCUGGAUGUCGUGUGCCCAUAUUCGAUGCUGAGGAUACAGGUGGCGGAUCAGACGCACUCCAACGUCAUGAUGGCGCGAGAUGCCCAGAUGGGCUUUGUGGAAAUCUGCCUUGGUGAUUUGCCGUGGAAUCGGGACGUCGAAGGGUGGUUCGAGUUGCGCUACAAGGAGAACUUGCAGCGGACCAGCGCUGAACGGUAUAAAGCCCACUGCCAGCGAAGAGAUUCGGCAUGGGGAGGUGGGGCGGCCGCGAGGCGCAAGUGGCAGAGUCAGUCGAAGCAGAAGGACAUCAUACCGGCAGAUCAGGAGCAAGCCGAGAAGUCUGGACAUCCACGGAGUCUGCUCCGAAACUGUGUGGGCUACUUCGUCGAUCGCUCAGCUGAGCUGGGGCUACCACUGCCGGAGGCAUUGCGCACGGGCCAUCGGUCUAGUGCUGGCGAGAUCCUGCUGCGCAUGCGCCUGUCCUAUCUGGAUCGUGGCAAGGAUGCGAUGUUUGCCAUGGCGCUCAAUCCACCCUCCUCGGAAGACCACGGCACCCACUUGCAGGUGGAUGGCGAUCCGAACUUUCACCUGCAGCAUCUCUGGGAUGAUGUGGCGGACGUCCGGCGUGACCUCGUGGAGGAUGCCAUGAGCUGCGUGUCCAAUUUCCUUGUCUACAUCCUGCAGUGGCGAUCGUUUCUGGUGACCGGCACUCUUUUAACUUUGCUGGUGGUGCCUCUGGUGUAUUCUGCGAUGCAUCCCCAUCGACGAAACAUGUGGCUGCUGUCCGCUGUGCUGCCUGGAGUGCUGGCCUUCCUCUUACUGCUUCUGUCGUGUCCCAGACUUCGAGCUUCCAUGGUGCAUGGUGGCACAAACGCCCCGUUGACACAGGAAGGUUUUGCUAGUACGGCAGCCUGGAGAGAUAGCGCCCAGAUGGUGACUUUUUUGAGCAGAAUCAUCGCUGAUCUUCAGGGGAUCGUGAACGAUGAUCAUGAGCUCCAGUCCUUGGCUGCGCGCUGCUUCCGGGAUGGCAAGCCGCGGCUCACGCUUUCAGAGCUCAGGAGUCUGCUGAAAGGGGCGCACUGGGUGAACAUCGCCGUUGCUGAGCCUGAUGCAGCAGACAAGGCACCGGAAUGA
Molecule: messenger RNA, 1695 nt
Organism: Symbiodinium natans
Lineage: Eukaryota; Dinophyceae; Suessiales; Symbiodiniaceae
Source: the annotation of a GenBank genome assembly